This is a messenger RNA of Perca flavescens (yellow perch), 6816 nucleotides long. Its product is annotated as disks large homolog 1. Gene Ontology annotation, cellular component: neuromuscular junction; basolateral plasma membrane; neuron projection. The coding region runs from base 397 to 3663 and encodes 1088 amino acids. Gene Ontology annotation, biological process: establishment or maintenance of epithelial cell apical/basal polarity; regulation of postsynaptic membrane neurotransmitter receptor levels; receptor localization to synapse. Lineage: Eukaryota; Metazoa; Chordata; Actinopteri; Perciformes; Percidae. The transcript is spliced from 24 exons. The record is from RefSeq and is a predicted model, not a curated record. Gene Ontology annotation, molecular function: ionotropic glutamate receptor binding; protein kinase binding.
GACAGCGUUUGGAGCUGGAGUCAAGUCACCUGAAUGAAGAAACGGAAGACUAGAGUUUAACAAAAGCGGGACAGAGGGUGAGAGCUGAAGUGAAAGAGAAGGAAAGAGAGAAAACAAGCUCCGGGUACUAAGUCCACGCGGUGACUGUCAACGUUUGAUAUCAACGUUUCUUUUCUUUUUCUUUUUUUCCUCCGCCGCUGUGACGGGAUUCUCGAGCCUACACACACUUUUUAAAAGUUUUUCUUUAGAGAAAAAUACAGGUCGGUGUGUGUAGACAGUUGUGCUGUCAGUUUGGUGUCCCGGUUUGGAGGCAGGCUGUACCGGGACAGACGCACACAUCUGUGAAAACAGAUCGGCUACCCUGUCACAGCGACACAGAGGACGGAACGUGUCACCAUGCCUGUGCGACAGAAAGAUGCUAAGCGAGCCCUGCAGCUUCUCCAGCAGUAUCGGGCCAAGCUUGACCAGAGACAGCAGAACCAGAGCCAGACCAAACAGGGCCAUAUUGAGGAAGACUCUCAGCUGCAGCAGUCUCUGGACAGAGUCAUCAAUGUCUUCCAAAGUCAGCUCUUUAAUGCUCUGCUGGACAUUCAGGAAUGCUAUGAGUUGACCAUCCUUGCAGACAGCAAGUGUUCUGUGAACCAGACAGAUGGUCCAUGGAAACUUCCUGCCUCCUGUAACCUACCAACAGCGCUAUCAGCCCAGCCACAGCCCUCCUCUGGUCCCCUCAGCCCCCAGGCUUCUGGAAGAAGGUCCCAGCCAAAACCCCUGACCCCCAAACCCAAGUCAGUCAAGUCCCAUGCUGCUCCACUCCCAUCCGGGACACCCACAACAAAGCCAUCUUCCCCUACAACAAAGUCCAUUACACUACAGUCACAGCCAGCCAAGGUGAAGUACCGCGCUCCCCCCCCUCCUGGCCAUCCUGGAGCCUCCAAAUCAUUGUCAUCAGAGACUUCUAUGACUUCCUCUCCCUCUGCGGCCACAUCCCCUGGAGUCACUGUGAAUAGUGCAGAAACCCCCACUGGUUCCAUAAAAACAGCUCCUGGAGCAUCCCUGAAUGGAACAAAGCCACGUCUUACCUCUACCAACUCUAAUGUUUCUUCAGAAAUCUCCACCACCUCCACCAAUCCACAAAACGAUUCUCUCUCUCCAGACCUCAACCUAGUGACUGUCUCGGCCCUCGUCUCCAGCAGCAUCCAAGGCUUUGUGGUUCCAACCACUCCAGAUGAACCUACCGCCACCAGCACCACUCCUGUCACCAGCCCAGGUCUAAACAGAGUCCCAGACGGUGUUGUAGUCUCUACAGCUCUUGCGACCAGCAAGGACCCAGGCAUAGGCACUCCCAGCACAAGUCCAACUAUCCCCAACCAGGGAAUAUUCACCUUCAGCAGCCACAGCCCCACAGGUCCUCCAGGGCCCUUGACUAAACAUCUGAGUCCAACCAGCCCUGGGCCAGCAAAAGUCACUUCCACUAGCCCAAGCCAUGGUCCAGCCAGCCCCAGGACAGCUACAAGCCCGCUGACCCCCAACAAGGCCAACCCCCCUCCAGUGGUGGUCAACACAGACAGCGUCGACACCCCGCCAUAUGUCAAUGGAACAGAAGCAGACUAUGAGUAUGAGGAAAUCACGCUGGAGCGGGGAAACUCAGGUCUGGGGUUCAGUAUCGCAGGGGGGACUGAUAACCCUCACAUUGGAGAAGACCCCUCUAUCUUCAUCACCAAGAUUAUACCUGGAGGGGCCGCCGCCCAAAAUGGACGACUCAGGGUGAAUGACUGUAUAGUCCGGGUGAAUGAGACAGACGUCAGGGACGUGACACACAGCGGGGCUGUGGAGGCGCUGAAGGAGGCAGGAGGUCUGGUCCGCCUGUGUAUACGACGCAGGAGGAGCCUCACUGAGAGAAUCCUGGAUAUCAAGCUGGUCAAAGGACCCAAAGGUUUAGGAUUCAGUAUAGCAGGUGGAGUUGGAAACCAACAUGUCCCGGGCGACAACAGUAUCUACGUGACUAAGGUCAUCGAGGGAGGGGCUGCACACAAAGAUGGACGGCUACAGAUAGGGGACAAACUUGUGGCUGUGAACGCCGCCUGUUUGGAGGAGGUGACUCAUGAGGACGCAGUGGCUGCCCUGAAGUCCACUUCUGACGUUGUUUACCUCCGCGUGGCCAAACACGCCUCCCUUUUUAUCAAUGACAACUUCCCUCCACCCGACGUCACUAAUUCGUACUCCCCACAUCAAGACAACCAUAUAAGCCCCUACAUGAGCGGCAGCCAGUCUGUAAGCCCCGCCCCAUUGACCACGCCCAGAUACUCCCCAUUGCCCAGGGCCAUGACCGGAGACGAUGACAUCAACAGGGAACCCAGGCGGCUUGUGCUCCAGCGGGGGUCCACAGGCCUUGGUUUUAACAUUGUUGGAGGGGAGGAUGGAGAGGGAAUCUUCAUCUCCUUUAUUCUCGCUGGAGGUCCAGCUGAUCUCUGUGGGGAGCUACAAAAGGGAGACCGCAUCCUGUCGGUGAACGGUGUGGACUUGUCCAGUGCAACACAUGAGCAGGCAGCAGCAGCUCUGAAGAACGCAGGACAGACUGUUACCAUAGUAGCGCAGUACAGACCUGAGGAGUACAGUCGUUUUGAGGCGAAGAUCCAUGACCUGAGGGAACAGAUGAUGACCAGCAGUGUCAGCUCCAGCUCCACGUCGCUCCGCUCCACACAGAAACGCACGCUUUACGUCAGAGCGUUGUUCGACUACGACGGAAGUGCGCCAGAUCUGAGCGCUCCCAAUCAGGCCCUGCCAUUUCAUUUCGGGGAUGUUCUCCAUGUGAGCAGUGCUGGCGAAGAGGAGUGGUGGCCCGCCCGUCACCUCAGCCCCCCACCUCCAAACUGCCCUGAAGUCGGAGUCAUCCCCAGCCGCAGGAGGGCAGAGAAAAAGGAGAGGUCGAGGUUAAAGAUGGUCAGAGUGACGAGGUCUCAGGACAGAUCGGAUCAGGAUGAUAAAGAGCUGGUAACCUCUGGCACCAGCGAUAAUGAGAGUAGUUCCUCUGGCCAGGAGGAGACAUUACUCACCUACCAACCUGUCAUGCAGCAGGAAGUUAGUUACACACGGCCAGUCAUCGUGCUUGGACCAAUGAAAGAUCGGAUCAACGAUGACCUCAUCUCCGAGUUCCCUGACAAGUUUGGCUCCUGCGUCCCACACACAACGCGGCCGCGGCGAGACUACGAGGUGGACGGCAGAGAUUACCACUUCAUGUCCUCCAGAGAGCUCAUGGAGCAAGAGAUCCAGGAACAUAAGUUCAUAGAGGCUGGACAGUAUAACAACCAUCUGUAUGGAACCAGCAUACAGUCGGUCAAAGUAGUCGCUGACAAGGGUAAACACUGCAUACUGGAUGUAUCAGGGAAUGCGAUAAAGCGUCUCCAGUUGGCAGGCCUCCAUCCCAUCGCUGUCUUCAUUAGACCACGCAAUGUCGACAACAUCCUAGAGAUGAACAAGCGUUUCACUGAGGAGCAGGCGAGGAAGACCUUCGACAGAGCUGUCAAACUGGAGCAGGAGUUCACAGAGUUCUUCACUGCUAUCGUCCAGGGCUCGUCUCUAGAGGAAGUGUAUUCACAGGUGAAGCAGAUCAUUGAGGAGCAGUCUGGUCCUUACAUCUGGGUGCCCACCAAGGACCGACUCUGAAUAAACACACACAUGCUACAUCAUCACACACGUCACUCUAACACUUCCUACAGCUCUUAUUUUCUAUUAUCAGCCUGCUUCCUCUCUCUCUCUCUCUCUCUCUCUCUCUUGUACACACACAUCACUACACACAAACACACACAUUUACACAAGCACAUAAAGAUGGACGAGGCUGGGACUAUCUGGGACUGCUACUUCCUGAAGUGGGAGGGGCUAAUGUCUGUCCAGCAGCCUAUUGGUAGAUCUUCCUACAGCUCAGUUCCUUAAUGUUUAAGGAGGGGGUUCAAAUCAAGGUGACAUGUACCCAUUAUCUAAUUUGAUUUCAUUAUUGUUCUUCUUAUUGUUGUUGUCGUUGUUGUUUUCAUAUUAACAAAGGGUAAUGCAUUCAUGUAUGGGUUUGUAAUGAUAAUAUUGUCACCAAGAGGCAGACUUUUGCACGCUGUAGCUUUAAGAGCAUGUUUUUGGGACAAAAUCUUGAUCUCCUUUCCAGUCUGUCUGUUUUUCCUCAUGGCAUUGCUACCGUUUAGUCUUUUUUCUAUCUUUCUCUCAUAUCCCAUCAUUUCCUCCUCCUUUCCCCUUUAGACUACAGACUUUAGAUAUGAGGUGAAAACUUGAUAACGUGCCCCAGCAUUUUGGUACCAAGAGCCAAAAUAAACCUAUAGUACAAUUAAUAGACGUAACAAUAAAUCAUAAUGAGCAGUUUAGGAUUUCUUUGAUUGAGACUCUUGAUAUUUCUUGUAAAUUAGAUUUUGAACUUUAAAAUAGAUACUGUAAGUAUGGCACGAAAGCCCUAAAAGGCAAGGUGAAAAAAAACUAUUUUUCUUCAACAACAAAUUAAGUAAAAAGGCCUCAUAGUCCAUUUGGAGCCCUGGGCCUGUAUUUAUCACGUUUCUGAACAUUAUACUGAAGAACCUUAAUAGCCCAGAAAAAAGGUUAUUUGCUGAAAGUAAUGAUUAGAAGUUAUUUAUCAAGCGUCUCAUGAUCACAUGAUCAAUUACAUGUAUGCUCAGAGUAGGAGCAGCCAAUUCAAUUUUUUAUUAGAAUCAAACAUAUUUCUUAUAGCUAAAGUAUUGCCCAUCGUGACCAAUAAUAUGUUGUACAAUUCUUCCAAAACACAUUUAAGAGGGUAAAAGUAAGGCAUUUUAAGUCCAAUCUUUUAAUUCAAGCAGUUUGAUAAAUACAGGCCCAGAUCCUUUGUUAAAAAAUUUUUUUUAUUACCCACAUCUCUGCCAACCCUUCUCCUCCUCUUCCUCCUCUCCAUCUCAUGCUUUCAUCUCUCUCCUUCUCCACAGUCACAGUGUGACAUUAGUUGAGCACUCCAGCAUUAAACAGUGUAUCUUCUUCUUCAUCAACACUAUCAUCACGAUCAUAAUUAUCAGCAUCAGCGUCAUAGCUUUCCUAUUUAAUGCAGUUGCGCAAAUGGGGGCUGGUUUCUUAAAAUCUGAUCCCAUCUCUGUGUUUCUGGUGUUUGGACGUGUGAUACACUCACUGUACUUUCAGCCAUCAGUGGUUAUUAUGCUGGUUUGAAAGAGCUAACGAGGUCAGGGAACUCUUUAUAGUCACUUGCUGUAUGUCAUGCUAUUGUUACGUGGUUGAAGACAUAAGGUGAACUCCUCUGGUUAACGAUACUGUCAUGGCCCACUGAUCAACUGCAUUAGCUCUUUUUGCAACAGGUUUUUUUACAACACCUGAAACUAGCUCCAUUUGGUAAACAAUCAAUGGGUUAUAUUUUGAGCCGUUAAUGGGUUUUAUCAUCAAAGGUGUUUUCAUGAUCGCACAGAUGUCUACAGUCUGCCCAGAAAGAUCCAAUUUCUGAUUUUGAAGUUUCCUGCUUUAUAUAAGCGCCACAACAUGCAAAUUUACAAUACGGGUAGACCCUUGCUUUGCACAUCUCUUGACUGAGGUGAACACACUUGACUAAAAAAAACAAAAUAAAUCUCAGUAUGCGCUGAAACCUAGCUUCUCUUCAUCUUUUUUCAUCUCUUCAUGUUUUUAUUGUCGUAAUCUUUUUUAUCAGUUUAAUUUACAUGCUGUGCUAAAUAGUUUGAGUAACCUAAAUAGUGCUAAGAGCAAUGUUUUUAUAAGUGGAUCCCUGGUUUGUUUGUAUCAUGCAUGAGCAUGAGUAUAACCAGGGGCAACAUAAUUCACAUCUAGAUCGACAGUUGGUGGCAGGAUCAGAGUGUCACAGUCUAUGGAAAUAAACCAUUUUAAUGUUGGUUUAGCCUCAAGCAUUUCUUUCCGGGCAGAUAGUAGACAUCUGUGACGUCACAAAAAUACCUUUGAAGGCGCAACCCUCUGCUAGGUAACAGGUAAACAAAUUACAAUUUGGCUUUUCUCUUAAUGCUACUAUAAUCAAUAUUUUUAUAACUAUGUAUCAAAUGACAACAUGAAAACAAUGUGACAAAGAGAAUUAUCAGCUGAAUCUGCAGCUCUCAUCGGCUUUACAGUGAGUUUCCGAUCAUUGUUUAGCUGUCCGGCUGCAACUUUACUGCUUUGGUUCACUCUUACAGCACUCGUUUAGGUUUUUGCAGGCAGCUGUUUUUAGUGAAAUGGUUCUAAAAACUCAAUGUACACUACCUGCUCAGCACGAAACAGCAGACAGAUGGUUGACAUCUAGCUGGUGAACAUAGUGGAGCAUUGAGCAGUUAAAGAGUCAGAUAUUUCCCUCUGGAGUCAGUGGCUAAAAGAGAGUGAAAUCACAAAUGGGGCUUACCUGAAACAUGACAAUAACCUAUGCGGUUAAGCGUAACAUUUGAAAUACCGAAAUGCUUUUGGUAACACAGCCCAUGUAUGGACCGGCCACCCACUUCCCAUCUCCACCCUCAACCCCCCAGGGCGACUCCUCCAAGCUGAGACGUACAGAAAUACAGUUCUGUCAACAAAGUAGCUCUUUGACCCAAAUAAUAGUUAGUUGUGACCACAUGUGUGUGUUAAAAGCUUUAAUAUUUCUUCACAGAAUGUCCAGUUAAAUGAAUUCUUUCCAUCUAUAAUCCUCUAUCACUCUAGUAAACCAGUGGUGUUGUCAGUUGACAGAACUGGAUUCUCUGUGUGACUCUGGCUGUGUGUUUUAGCCAGGGGACCAUGUCACUGUCUGUUAGAGUAAAGCACCGAUGCAAAGAAUCUAUUACAGAGAUGGAUCUAUAUCUAACAUAU